Messenger RNA from Musa acuminata AAA Group (dessert banana), 1554 nucleotides. RefSeq lists its product as uncharacterized. NCBI's taxonomy places the organism in Eukaryota, Viridiplantae, Streptophyta, Magnoliopsida, Zingiberales, Musaceae. The record is from RefSeq and is a predicted model, not a curated record. The coding region runs from base 1 to 1554 and encodes 517 amino acids. The transcript is spliced from 3 exons. Gene Ontology annotation, molecular function: nucleic acid binding; RNA-DNA hybrid ribonuclease activity.
AUGGACGCCUUCUCAGGAUACAACCAGAUCAGAAUGGCGCCCGAAGACCAAGAGCAUACGACCUUUCUCACCGAUCAAGGUGUAUGCUUUUAUAAGGUCAUGCCUUUCGGAUUGAAAAACGCUGGGGCUACAUACCAGAGAACAGUGAACAAGAUGUUCGCCCACCAGAUCGGGCGGAACAUGGAAGUUUACAUCGACGACAUGAUUGUAAAAAGCCAAGAGGCAGGAACUCACCUUGCCGAUCUGGCCGAGACAUUCACCACGCUACGGAAGUUCGACAUGCGACUCAACCCCGCGAAAUGUGCCUUCGGCGUCACCUCAGGAAAGUUCCUCGGGUUUAUCAUACAUGAAAGAGGAAUUGACACCAACCCGGAAAAGGUCCAGGCGGUCAUCAACAUGCAGUCACCUCGGACGAUCAAGGACCUGAAACGCCUCAACGGGAGACUCGUCGCCCUGUCUCGCUUCCUUGCCCGAUCGGGUGAUCGCUGCCUCCCCUUCUUCAAGGCGCUGAAGAACCCGAAGAAUUUUCAAUGGACGGCCGAAUUCAGUUCUGUUCUGGUCAAAGAAAAUUCCGACGAGCAGCUACCGGUCUACUACAUCAGCCAUGUCCUAAACGGGCUCGAGGAACGAUACCCACCGAUUGAGAAACUAGCGCUGGCACUUGUGCUAUCAGCCCGGAAGCUGCGCCCCUACUUCCAGGCCCACCCAGUGGAGGACGUCUCCUCAAAUGGGCCGGUGGAGCUCGGUGAGCAUGACGUACGAUACGUGCCAAGAACUGCCAUCAAAGCCCAGUCUGUGGCCGACUUCAUCGCAGAAUUGACCCAGAUUUGGGGCACGAAUCUCGAGCAACCUCCUGAAGUAUGGGUUCUGCAUGUGGAUGGAUCGGCCAACUCAAAGGGCACCGGCGCAGGGCUGGUGCUGCUAGCUCCCGACGGGCGCUCGUUCGAGCACUCCCUCCACUUCGGGUUCCAAGCCACUAACAACGAGGCGGAAUACGAGGCGCUCCUAGCAGGACUCAGGUUGGCCCUCGAAAUGCAAGUGGUCGCCAUACACGUCCUCACCGACUCGCAGCUGGUAGCCGAGCAACUCAGCAACGGAUACGAGGCUCAGGACCCAAUCAUGGCGAAGUAUCUGGCACAGGUAAAGAACCUGACCGCCAAGUUCCCUCAUUUUACAUUAUCUAAUGUCUCGAGGGGAGAGAACGAGCGAGCUGACGCGCUAGCUAAGCUAGCGUCGGAGCCAGCCUCCGAAGCCUGGCCCAAGGUCGAGGAGCUCCCUGCCCGGGCCAUUGAAAUCGCAGCUGCGGCCUCGGGCGGCACCCCAAUCACGUGGGCACAAGAAUUGCUAUGCUUCAAGCGGGACGGGACUCUUCCCCCCGACGAGGCUACGGCUCGGCGCCUGCGUCGUACACAUGCGUGGUAUUCUGAGGUGGGCAGACGGCUCUAUAAGCGAUCCUUCACAUACCCCCUCGUACGGUGCUUGGAGCCCGAUGAAGCUCGGACGGUUCUGGUUGAGGUCCACGAAGGGCUCUGUGGGGAGCACAUCGGCGGGUGA